AAUUUGGUUUAUGUUUCAAUAAAUGCUUAAAUAGAUUACUACAUAUUUAUUAAUAUAAACAAUAGUUUUACUUUAAUUACAGGUGUGGGAACCAUUUCAGGCAAUCCAGUUCUCUCAGAUGUGUUUAUUAUGAGUGAUGAUACAUCGUGGACGGUUGAACUACUGGAUGAGAUAAACAGACAAUCACAAUUGAUAUGCACAAGCGAAGAAAACUGGGUUAGUGGUUAUACUAGGGUGUGCAAUUUGGUAAGGUCUUUGGCCAGAAGCAAAAAGGCAAUCAUUGGAUUCUCAGAGCAACCUCAGAAUGCCAUGACAGAGUAUGCUACUCACGUUCUUAUUCAAAAUAUGAUAAACAAUAAUGAACUGGAUAGAGGCAGGCUACUGCCAGUGAAGAUAACAGACGGUGCGGACACGCCACUUAUCAGUCGUGGAUUUAUUGAAGGAAAAGCAUCGGAUGCAGACUUUAUGCCAAGUUUAUUGAAAGCUUUAAGUGACUGUGAUAAUCUUGGAACGCCUUGUCAAGUGAAGUUGAAGAAAAUGUUAUUAGAAGGUGCAGGAACCUCUAGACAACAAGCAAAUCUUGAAAAGGAAUGCUCUAUUGAUAUUUUUGAGAAUACUAAAUCUUCAACUGGAAGCGACUUUGAUUGCUAUGUUGCAAGCUGCGAUGGUAAAUGGGAAGAUGAAGUUUGCACAGAGUUAAAAAAGAAAAACAAAAAUCUGAGAGUGAUCUGUAGCAAGAAGAUUAUUCCUAAUUGGCCUACUACAAAAAGGAAACGCAAGAAGGUAUUAGAUGUUAGUAGUAAUUUACUAGAACCGGUACACAGCACUAAGACGACGAUUGUUGGGUUUAAAGGCAAGAAGGUUAAUGGAUAUUUAAAAGGUAUUGCAGAAGCUGUUAUUGAAAGACAAUUUGAAGAAGGUGAUGACUUUGGAUGUUUGAUACCUGUGAAGAUAAAGCGAGAUGCUGUCAUACCGUCUUGUGUGAAGAAGUUUAGACCUCUUAACGCCUUCGACGACAACUUUCACGAAAAUGUUUGGCAAGCUGUAACUGGAAUAGAAUUUGAUUGCUAUAUUGUAAGUUGUGAUGAUAACUGGGAAAAGAAAGUCUGUGCAGAGUUAAAAAGGAGGAACAACAAAUUAAAAGUGAGCUGUAGAUAUGAGCGUCUUUCUGCAAAAUUUCUAAAACAAAAACGAAUGAAGACCUUAGGUAAUGGUGAUGUUUUGGAUACUCUAUUGCAACCGAUACUGGGCACUAAAAAGACAAUUAUUGGGUUUAAUGACAAAGAGGUCAAUGGCUACUUAAGACGUGUUGCAUUAACUGUAUUGGAAAGACAAUGUGAAUUAGGUGAUAAUUACGGAGGGUUGAUACCUAUACGGAUAACGAAAGAUGCAGACAUACCGUUUAGUGUAAAUUCGUUAAGUCUUCUCAAAGCGUUCGACGACAACUUUCAUGAUGAAGUUUGGAAGGCUGUGACUUCAAUAAGUGUACAAGUGAAUGUUAAGUGCAUAAAUACUUCCUCGAACUUCAAGGAAAUUAAUGACGUACUACAAACUAUUGUGGAGAAAUUCCAAAAGAUUCAUAGCCCGCUUCAUGACAAAAUAUCAAAGUACAUAAAAGAGAUUGGAUUAAAAUUCAACGGGAUUACAUACGGAUCAAUUAUUCUGCACCUAUCUACACAAGAUCCCGUAGCAUUAAGGCGCCUAUCAGAUUCUAAAGAGCGUGAAACCAUUAUAAAUCGACUUGCACAUAUCCUACUUCCACCAAAGCUUCAGAAAGAAUUUUGUCAAAAUUGGUCACUAAAUAUUGACAUGGAAAAAUAUGAUACUGCUCUAAUGGAACUGGAAACACACAACAACAUCUAAUGGAGGGCUGGACAGUCAGAAUAAUUUUCUGUUCAUAUUAUGUGUCUGUGAGUUGUUCAUUACUGACCUUCGGUAUUUUGUACCUGUCUGACUGAAGGGUUUCUAUAAAACGAAGACCGAAGACCCAAAAACGAAGACCCCUAUUUUUUUUAUC
Messenger RNA from Anneissia japonica, 2017 nucleotides. RefSeq lists its product as uncharacterized. The transcript is spliced from 7 exons. NCBI's taxonomy places the organism in Eukaryota, Metazoa, Echinodermata, Crinoidea, Comatulida, Comatulidae. The coding region runs from base 130 to 1863 and encodes 577 amino acids. The record is from RefSeq and is a predicted model, not a curated record.